UGACGACAUAUAUCGUUGGACAUUUCCUGCAAUAUGUUUUCUUCUUUUUUAUUUUUAUACGUUUAAUUGUUUAAAUCACAACGAUAUAUGUGAAUACAACACAUAAUCAACCCGAUCCACGUGGCUAAUUCAAUCAAAUAAUUUGAAUAUUUCUUUAAGUGAUUCCGCUACAUCAAUCUGUAACAUUAUGACCAGAUCUCGCAUCUGUCCAAUUAAAUUUCAUGUCGCAAUUGUGUACCAAAUGCUUUCUACAGGGAGCGCAGCAGGGCGGCCUAACUGGGUGACUGAACUUGUUUCUUUUGCUGGUGUGUCUUCGACGACACCUUUACAUGAUCAAAGAUGGACCUUGUGCUGAACAUUGCAGAUUAUUAUUUCUUCAGUCCAUAUGUGUACCCCUCAUCAUGGCCUGAGGCCCAGCCUCUGCGACAGAUCAUCAGCUUGAUGGUGGUCACCAACCUGGGUGCUGCAGUCCUGUACCUAGGCCUGGGUGCUUUAAGCUACUUUUUUAUUUUUGACCACAAAUUGAAGCAACACCCUCAAUUUUUGGAGAACCAGGUGCAUCAAGAAAUAAAGUAUGCAUUGUGGUCUUUGCCCUGGAUCAGCAUACCUACAAAUGCAUUGUUUUUUGCAGAGGUUAGAGGCUACAGCAAACUCUACGACAGUGUCGACGAAUCACCACUUGGUUGGUCAGGGCUGAUUUUCAGCAUGGUGUCUUUCCUGUUUUUCACUGACAUGUGCAUUUACUGGAUUCACAGAUUCCUUCAUCACAAGUUGAUAUAUAAGUAUUUUCACAAACCGCACCACAUUUGGAAGAUACCAUCUCCAUUUGCCAGCCACUCUUUCCACCCUGUGGAUGGAUUUCUUCAGGGUCUCCCCUACCACAUCUACCCCUUCCUCUUCCCUUUGCACAAGGUGCUGUAUUUAGCCCUGUACGUGUUUGUCAACAUAUGGACCAUCUCCAUCCAUGAUGGGGACUACCGUGUCCCCAGCCUGCUGGAGAAAGUCAUUAAUGGUUCAGCUCACCAUACAGACCACCACCUCUUCUUUGACUACAACUAUGGCCAGUACUUCACCUUGUGGGACCGCCUUGGAGGCUCUUACCGGCACCCUUCUGCGCUGAUGGGAAAGGGGCCGCAUGACUACAUCAAGAAAUUAAUGACAGAAGGAAAGCUGAAUUCAAAUGGCAUAAAUGAGCACAACAAUAUUAAAAAUGGCACUCAUGAAAAAAAAAAAGUGUAGGUAGGUAUGCACUCAAAAACAUCAUGAAUAUGUUGCAAGGUAAGAGUUCUACCCUGAAAAUAUGUCCUUAUUCAUUAAAGGCUUUAAAAAUUCUUCAGAAAUAAUCAUAAUAAUCAGUUAUGCUACUGGUGCCAAAUAGAAACAUGCACAAAAUGUGUCUUAUCAAUCCCAAACAGAAACAUUCGCUAUGGCUACCCAGUUGAUUCUCUUUGCUUGUGUGUGACUUAAUAUGAAUUACUCAAAUUAGUAUUUACCAGGCUUCUGUCAAGUAAGCGUCUAUAAUUGCAUUUUAAUUGAUGAAUAUUUUCAACAUUGACAGAACUAUCCCUUGCCUUCACAUGACCCCAGCUCACCUUUUUUACAGCAAUGCGCUGUCUUUAAAGUAAAUAAGACUCUAGCUCAGUUUAUCUAUUAACUGAUCAAUGUUCAAUGAUUAGUAGCCACAUACUGAAUUGUGAAGAGUUUUACUGAUUAACAGUUAUCUUGUUUUAAAGGGAAGCUGUAGUCUGUGGUAUGCUUUUGAUAUGAAAUGCACAUUCUUUCCAAGUAAAAUGAUAUACUGUAUAUUUAAUUGAUGUUGCAGUAUUGUAGUUGUUGCAUCUCUCAAAUUCAUUGACAGUGGACUUCCAUAAUCACUAACUGGCAAUGUUGUUAAAAUAUACAUUUCUUAAAUGCUGUAAUGGUUGUUAUGUUGCACAUCAAAAUAUAAGUUCAAGUACACAUAUUAACACAUACUAAAUACACAUAUUCUUCUCACUGAUGGACACCUCAGCUGGGGAGAAGAAAGCUAUAUUGCUUAAGUUACACAAUUAAUAUUGUGGAGUUUGGUACACAAGUUUGAUUGUCAUUUGUAGCUUAGCAACAAAGUACACCCUUUGACACACAGUAGAUGGUGCUGUUGAAUCAAACAUAAUUUGGUCAUUUAUGCUGGGAAAUGAAGAUAUACAGAAAAAAUAAAUAAAUAAUUAAACGUG
Molecule: messenger RNA, 2213 nt
Organism: Myxocyprinus asiaticus (Chinese sucker)
Lineage: Eukaryota; Metazoa; Chordata; Actinopteri; Cypriniformes; Catostomidae
Product: lathosterol oxidase-like
Exons: 5
Coding region: 340-1239 (299 amino acids)
Molecular function (GO): oxidoreductase activity; iron ion binding
Source: RefSeq, a predicted model, not a curated record